GUUAUCAUUCUCAGUUGAAAAGUGGUUCAGCAAACGUAUCACUCUGACAAAUCAACAAUCAACGUCGACGAAACAAACGAAAAAAAAACACACGAAAAACAAAUAGAAUUUGUUUAAACCAAUAGUGAAUUUAAAAUAGCAAACAGUUAAUUUGUGCUUCAGUGCAGUUUUGUUCAAUUUUUAAAAAAAUAGUUUUUUAUCACAUUUUUGUAGAAAAAAAUGGCAUUUAAGUUCAUUAUCCUUGCAUCAGCUGCUUUGUGUUGUACUGCAUUUGCUUAUCCAGUAUUUGAGGACUACCAGUAUGCAGGACACGAUCUCAGCAGCACACAUGAAGGCGAUAACUUUGAUAAUGGUAGUUAUCAGCCAGUCGCAUCGCCUAGAAUAGGCGUACAUGAAUUGGGAGGACACGAAGACGAACACGUCGAUUACUAUGCACCACCAAAGUACGCAUUCAAAUAUGGUGUCAACGACUACCAUACUGGUGAUGUAAAAUCGCAACAUGAGACAAGAGACGGUGAUGUUGUUAAAGGUCAAUACUCUUUGGUAGAACCAGACGGAUCAAUUCGUACCGUUGACUACACGGCCGACAAGAUAAAUGGCUUCAAUGCAGUUGUACACAAAACUGCUCCAGUUCACACUGGUCAUGAUCACUACUAAAUGGUCACCACACAUUUUGGGGCCGUUCAUUUAGUUGCAUUAACCGGAAUAAUUUGUCUUCAUUUAAAAGAAAAAAGCAUCCGUACCAUCUUUACGCUUUUUAAAUAAUAAUAAUAUAUUUGUUGCAAAGAUGAUUUUUUUUUAUUCGAAUGGAAAACCGAUACACAGAACGAUGGCAUUAUCUAUUUUAUAUAGUUUUUCUUUUAGAUUUUUUUGUGUUUAUAAUGGAAGGAAAAAAAAUAUUUUGGACUUAAGUUAUGUGGAUUAUUACUUAAAUUCAAUAUUUCGCCUUUUUAAACUUGUGAGAUCAUGUAUUUUAUCGAUCCCAUGUAUUUAAUAUUGAUAAUUUUUUUUAAAGAUGAUGUACCAAAUAAGUGAAAUAUGUGCGUUUGUAAGCUGAAUUGUAUAGGAAUUAUUUGUUCUCAAUAAAAAAAAAUUGAUAAAUUAA
Molecule: messenger RNA, 1105 nt
Organism: Contarinia nasturtii (swede midge)
Lineage: Eukaryota; Metazoa; Arthropoda; Insecta; Diptera; Cecidomyiidae
Gene: Cpr66Cb
Product: cuticle protein 8
Exons: 4
Coding region: 220-657 (145 amino acids)
Cellular component (GO): extracellular matrix
Source: RefSeq, a predicted model, not a curated record